Molecule: messenger RNA, 1089 nt
Organism: Morus notabilis
Lineage: Eukaryota; Viridiplantae; Streptophyta; Magnoliopsida; Rosales; Moraceae
Product: ethylene-responsive transcription factor ERF086
Exons: 1
Coding region: 1-1089 (362 amino acids)
Biological process (GO): regulation of DNA-templated transcription
Molecular function (GO): DNA binding; DNA-binding transcription factor activity
Source: RefSeq, a predicted model, not a curated record
AUGUCCUCAUCCAAAAGCUUUGAUAAAUUUCCCUUGAGAGGGUAUGAAAGUGGAGAGUCUCAAGUGGGAUUUGCCAUACUUCAACGCAACACAUCUCCAACACAACCUGGUGAGAGAAGAGGCAGGAGAAAGCAGGCGGAGCCAGGGCGGUUUCUCGGCGUGAGAAGGCGGCCGUGGGGACGAUACGCCGCCGAGAUUAGAGACCCAACAACCAAAGAAAGGCAUUGGCUUGGCACUUUUGACACUGCCCAAGAGGCUGCUCUUGCUUAUGACAGGGCUGCCCUGUCCAUGAAAGGCACGCAAGCAAGGACCAACUUUGUUUACACUCAUAAUACUAAUAAUAAUAAUAAUAAUUAUACUCACAACACCACUUUUCACUCUCUUAUUAGCCCUUUUGAUGUCCAAGCUCUUUUGCCACCUUCACAGUUCAUCUGCAGCACCACUCAUAGUAGUACCAAACAAACCACCAAUCAAAACAGUCCACCUCAGCCAGCUGUCAAAUGUCAGAAUCAUGAGACCCCAAAUCAAUCCCAUUAUAAUGAUCAUCAAACCUCAUAUGGGUCAUCACCAAAUGAUCACGACAUUGACAAUAACUUCUUUUUCUCCAAUGAUUCCAAUAACUCAGGCUAUUUGGGCUGCAUUGUUCCUGACAACUGCUUGAGACCACCUUCCUCUUCCACUUCUUCUUCUCCUGAUAUUCCCACUGAAAGCAACUCCAAAACAAGUGAUUUCAGCCCUUCAAAUGACCAAAACUUGAUCACAAACACUUUUGAGAAUACUAAAUCACAUUGGGAUAUCCCAUCAAAUAUGGCUUCAAAUAAUGGUGAGCUUAUUCCUUGGUUGGAUGAGUUCAAUCUGCAGGGAUUUUGGGAUAAUAGCCAGCAGUCAUGGGAUUUAAGUUCUGCUGAUCUCUCAGCCACGAUCAGCUCCAAUACAUUGAUGCAAGAAGGUGGGUGCAUGGGAAGUUUUUAUCCCAUCAUGGAAAAUCCUAUCUAUGGCUUAAUGGCUUCUUCCACUUCUUCAGUCUCUUGCUCUCCAUCAGUUCCUCCUUUUGGUGAUGUAGUUGACUUGGGACACUCUCUCUUUUGA